GGUGACCGAGACAAAGGCUCUCGACCUGGCAGCCCCAAUGGCGUAGGCAAGAGUGAAAAGGCCGAAGCUCACGAUGACAAUGUCACCGAACAGGCCAACCACAUCAUCAUCCCAAGCUAUGCAGCCUGGUUUGAUUACAACAGUAUUCAUGCGAUUGAAAGGCGUGCCCUACCAGAGUUUUUCAAUGCCAAGAAUAAAUCUAAGACACCCGAAGUCUAUAUCGCAUACCGCAAUUUCAUGAUCGACACGUACCGGCUCAAACCCAACAGAGUAUCUGACGGUGACCGCAUGCCGGAGGAAUUUGGCAGGAGACGUGUGCGCCAUUAUGAGGGUUCACGCAUUCCUGGAGCAGUGGGGUCUGGUGAACUACCAAGUUGAUGCAGACAGUCGUCCGAGCCCCAUGGGUCCUCCAUCAACAUCGCACUUCCACGUGCUGGCCGACACCCCCUCGGGACUGCAGCCGCUCAACCCUCCCAGGACUCAACAGCCUUCAGCAGCGCAGCAGAUGCUGAACCUGGAUAAGGCCAAGGAGGAGGGCGGCAAGGACGAAGGAGGGGGCAUCCCUGCCCGUGGGGGCGCUGCAAAUGCCACGACCAUUGGGGGCGACGCCCUGGGCCUCAAGAUGGACCAGUAUGCUAAGAAGCAGGCGUACCUGCGCCACAAGGCGGCCGCCACGGUGUCGCGUGAGUGGACCGAGCAGGAGACCCUGCUGCUGCUGGAGGCCCUGGAGAUGUACCGCGAGGACUGGAACAAGGUGUGCGAGCACGUCGGCAGCCGCACCCAGGACGAGUGCAUCCUGCACUUCCUCCGGCUGCCCAUCGAGGACCCCUACCUGGACGACCCGGCCGCCGGCGGAGGCGCCCUGGGACCCUUGGCCUUCCAACCAAUUCCUUUCUCUAAGGCGGGCAACCCUAUAAUGUCCACUGUUGCAUUCCUGGCUUCGGUGGUUGAUCCUCGUGUGGCGUCUGCAGCAGCCAAGGCUGCAAUGGAGGAAUUUGCAAAGAUCAAGGACGAG
Messenger RNA from Rhipicephalus microplus (southern cattle tick), 1015 nucleotides. RefSeq names its product SWI/SNF- related protein mor (gene mor). Gene Ontology annotation, biological process: cell projection morphogenesis. Gene Ontology annotation, molecular function: protein binding. The record is from RefSeq and is a predicted model, not a curated record. Gene Ontology annotation, cellular component: synapse. NCBI's taxonomy places the organism in Eukaryota, Metazoa, Arthropoda, Arachnida, Ixodida, Ixodidae.